This is a messenger RNA of Cantharellus anzutake, 2255 nucleotides long. Its product is annotated as amino acid/polyamine transporter I. The transcript has 15 exons. Bases 381 to 2018 code for a protein of 545 amino acids. The record is from RefSeq and is a predicted model, not a curated record. Gene Ontology annotation, biological process: amino acid transport; transmembrane transport. Gene Ontology annotation, cellular component: membrane. Lineage: Eukaryota; Fungi; Basidiomycota; Agaricomycetes; Cantharellales; Hydnaceae. Gene Ontology annotation, molecular function: transmembrane transporter activity.
AUUGAGAAUAUCAAUUUGAAGUGACGAAGUACGAGUCAGAGCCAUACAGUAACACAGACUUGAUCGGCUAAAAUUGGCACCCGCCAACGUGAAGUGCUCCACGGCUGAAGGGACGCCACCAUUAACGGCGCUUGCCGAGCCGACAGAACCGCGGAUGAACGUUUCCGCGGUGGGAUAGUAUGUAUUUUGUUGGUGGUCUUUUGGGGUAUUGUCAUUGGAGGUACUCAGGGACCAGCUUAGCAUCGCUCCCUUGAUCGACCAUGGAUUGCAUUUCGCAUUGAACCCGUCAAAUCUCAUAUAUUCGAAAGAAUGCUUAAAGAAGAUGUAUGGCGGCUUGAUGCGCUUAGUCAUCCGUCCCUACCGCACCUAGACAAGCCAUCAUGUCUGCAACAGCGUAUGAGCAUACUUCCAAGGUCGAAGUGGUCAUCGAACGACGUAAUGCCCAUCUCCUUACUCGUGAUGAAGAAACACGUGCAAAGCUUGGAUAUAAGCAAGAGUUCAAGCGUGCCUUCACCAUGUUUGAGACAUUCGGGCUCGUUUUUUCCAUCAUUGGGCUAUUUCCAAGUAUCGCCUCUGUCUUGGUCUAUGCCAUUCCAAAUGGUGGUGCGGUGUCGAUGGUGUGGGGGUGGCUCGUCGCUUCGCUGUUCCUGAUGACAAUUGCGCUGGCUAUGGCUGAGCUGGCAAGCGCAGCUCCCACCUCUGGCGGUCUUUAUUUCUGGGCUCAUCACUACGCCUCUCCUAAAUGGAGAAACUUGUUUGCUUGGAUUGUCGGCUAUGCUAAUACAGUUGGUACCAUAGCCAGCGUGGCGUCAAUUGACUGGGGUUGUGCCGUCCAAAUUAUGGCGGCUGCGACAAUCGGUUCGCCUCACUUAUCUUUCUCGCCUACGACAAGUCAGACCUUUGCUGUGUAUCUUGCUAUCGUUCUGUCUCACGCUGUUGUCUGCUGUCUUGGAACAGCGGUGCUAGCUCGCCUACAGAAUAUUUAUACGUUUCUCAAUAUUGCUCUCUGUUUGGCAAUCAUCAUUGUCAUUCCUGCCGUGACUCCAAAGGAAUAUCACAAUACCGCAUCGUACGCCCUAGGCAACUUCACGAAUCUGAACGGCUGGCCAAAUGGCUUUGCUUUCUUCCUUUCAUGGAUGUCACCUGUUUGGACAAUCUGUAUAACAAACGCAGCAACCGCCGUACCUUGGAGUAUCGUCCUCGCCACCGGCGUUGGUGGCAUCCUCGGCGCUGCAAUCCUCAUCGUCCUCAGUUUCUUCAUGGGUACGGACAUGGAAUCCAUUGUGAACGAUCCAAUAGGCCAACCAAUGGCGACCAUUUUAUUUAACUCGCUGGGAAGGAAGGCUACGCUUUCCCUCUGGGCGAUUGUGGUUAUUGUACAGUAUAUGAUGGGAAGCAGUAUGCUUUUGGCUUCUUCGCGUCAGGCUUUUGCAUUCUCUCGAGAUGGGGCUCUCCCCUUCUCCAGGUAUCUCUAUCGGAUGAAUUCAUUCACAGGGACACCAGUAAACACUGUUUGGUUCUCGGGCAUUGGAGCGGCUCUCCUGGGGUUACUUUCGUUUGCGGGUCCUGCCGCCAUUAGCGCCAUUUUUUCCAUCUCUGUGAUGGGGCUCUAUAUCGCGUACUCGGUUCCGAUUAUGUGCCGAUUCGCUUUCCGCGGUUCGGUGGGCAGAUGUAGUUUAUUCAGUCCAAUACCCUACUUGCCCAUUAUCCUUUACGGCUUUCGUCAUCAGGGCCUCCCGAUAGCCAUUGUCGCUGUACACUUCAUGGCGUUCAUCAAUGUCAUCUUCCUUUUCCCAAGCACGCCUCACCCAGGUGCCAAUGACAUGAACUAUUCCGUUGUCGUGAUGGGAAGUGUUCUGAUCUUUUCCCUCCCAUGGUACUACUUCCCAGCGUACGGUGGCGUGAACUGGUUUCGAGGACCAAUACCAACUAUAAACCCCCAAUACAUCGGCAGUGAAGCGGAGAAUCCUGACACCAGGCAAUCUGAUGCUGCGUCAGAGAAGAAAGUCGACACGUGAGUGCGAGCACACAAUGAAUCCGUCUAGAAGCGAAUCUUUGGGUAUUUUACUUGGAACUCAAGCUGCUUAGUUCUUUGCGAUCAUAUCGUUUUCCCAAGAACUUCGACUCGACAUUUAGGCCACAUCCCUUCGUCCGCUGCAUCCGUAGUGCUUUCCUUUCCAAGUUGCUAAACCACAUCGAGACUUCGCCGCCGAUUUGGAUUUGACUGCCCCAAGUAUUAAUGACCCCCAACCAAG